Molecule: messenger RNA, 417 nt
Organism: Fusarium coffeatum
Lineage: Eukaryota; Fungi; Ascomycota; Sordariomycetes; Hypocreales; Nectriaceae
Exons: 1
Coding region: 1-417 (138 amino acids)
Biological process (GO): actin filament depolymerization; actin filament severing; cell motility
Cellular component (GO): actin cortical patch; cytoplasm; actin cytoskeleton
Molecular function (GO): actin filament binding
Source: RefSeq, a predicted model, not a curated record
AUGGCUUCUGGUGUCAGUGUUAAUUCAGGCUGUGUGGACACGUACCAAGCGCUCAAGCUGAAGAAGAACCACAAAUUCAUCAUCUUCAACCUCAGCCACGAUCGCACCGAAAUCGUUGUUGAUCAAACCUCCGAAAGCAGCGAAUGGGACGACUUUACAUCAAGCCUUCCCGAAAAUGAACCACGCUGGGCCGUUUACGACUUUCACUACGAAGGGCCAGAUGGCGGGGCUAGAAACAAACUUGUCUUUGUCAGCUGGUCUCCCGAUACUGCCAAAAUAAAGGCCAAGAUGGUUUUUUCCUCAAGUAGAGACGCUCUUAGACGAGCGCUUGUGGGCAUCGGGGCAGAAAUUCAGGCCACUGACUACAGCGAUAUUACAUAUGAAGAAGUACUGGGGAAGGUCAGCAGGGUUCGCUGA